AGAAGAAGCAGCAGCAGCAGCAGCAGCGCAGAGUAGCUCUCAGAUAAACAGUCCUGAACCAUGUCAUGGCUUACAGCUGUGUAGUAGACUGUGAUUUUCAUACUUUUAUCGUUCCAUCGUUUCCCGACGGACCCCCUCCGCCUCCAGGCGUGACUUCAUAACAUCCAGACGGUGGAGGAGGACGUCGAACCCUACUUCCAGGUAAUCCCGUUAGCACAACAGCAAACCAGCAUAGUCCCCAAGUUUACAGAGGAGUUUUGCAUGAGAGCAGCCAGCUCAGAAGUAACCGGGUCCGUCUCUAUACUGGUCUCUGAGGACUCUGAAGUGUGCGGGAGACACUUCACGGAGGACUGCAAAGUCACAUCUCCGAGAAGAGGGGCAGGUGCCCACCGUGUUUGCUGGCCGUGGACCAAUGGAGCGGAGAAACCUGAACAUCAUCCAGAGGGACCCUCAGGACCUGAAGGCAACAAGUCCAGAGUCCGAAGACGACUGGAAUGACGAGGCCUCAGAGAUUCUUCACGAUCACAGCUACGGGAAGAAGCCCCCCCGUGCCAAAGAGCAGCUGCAGGCCGCGCAGGUGGAGCUCAGUCGGCUGGAAGCAAACAGCCGAGGCCUGAACAGCGAGCAGUUCUUUCUGCAGCGCUUCCAGUACGACCCGGAGCUCAUCAUGUUUUACACUGGUUUUAAAGACUACAGCACACUCAGAGCGUUCUACCUAGCUCUGCGGCCGACACCAGAGACUAUAUGGAAAUGGAGUCACACUGUAAAGCUGAAUCGCACUGAACACAGUGUGGACGCUGGCUUCAAGGCACAGCACCUGUGUCUGUUUGAUCAGCUGUUCCUGUUCCUUUGCUUUGUGAGGCGGGGCUUCCUUCCUUUUGACAUAUCAACGCAGUUCCAGCUGUCAGAGGUCAUUGUCCAAACAACCUGCGUAACAUGGUGCCACUACCUGUUCUUCAUGCUGGGAACGCUACCCAUAUGGCCGAGUAGACAGACCGUAGACGAGCUCAUGCCGCAGUUCUUCAGAAUGACCUUCCCCAAAACACGGGUGGUGCUGGACUUCAUUGAGGUCCCCAUCCAAAUGGCAACAUGCAGGAUGAAUGCGUCUCAUCAUAGAGAGUCCCCCACAGUCAAGUCUCUGGUGGGCAUCACUCCCUCCGGCUCAGUCAGCUUUGUCAGCAGCGUCUAUGCAGCCUCCAUCUCAGAUAGAGACAUCGUCUUGAAGUCGGGGGUUUUAAACCUCCUGGAGCCGGGUGAUGAAGUGAUGGCCGACAAGAGCUUCGAGGUCGAAGACGUCCUGGAUGUGAUUGGUGUCCGCUUUGUCAUCCCGACCUCCUCCAGGCCAAACAGACAGUUCAAUCAGGACAAUACAGCACAUGCACGCCACAUCAGCCACUUGAAAAUCCACAUAGAGAAGGUGCUCAGUCGCGUCACAGAGUACCAUAUCUUUGAUAGUGUUCCCGCUGCACUCUGUGGGUCAGUCAACCAGCUGUUGACAGUCUGCGCUUUGCUAACAAACUUCCAAGGAUCUCUGCUUAAAUAAUGUGGACACUGUUAGACAAUACAUCUGUAACUGUGAGGAGAGCCCAGGAUAAACCCAGAACAUGCUGGUGAGAAUAUUUAUCUCCUGUGGGAACACUUUGGGAAAUACUGGCAAGGAAAUAUUAACCUCCUCCAUCUUUUAGACCAAACAAAAUGCUCAUUUCAGCUCCCCAGAGCCCAAAAUUAUAUCUUGUUUUUUCAAAGACAUGCAAAUUACAAUGAAAGUAGCAAUAAGUUGAGGCUGGAGCUAGAGAAAGUCUGGCAAAAGACUGAAAUGAUAAAUCAGUUAUCAAAUUAGUUGACGGUUGGCUGUUUAUUGCUGCUCUGAUUGCAUGUGUUGUUGUUCAAACCGCAGAGCUUUUCAUUUACAUUCUUGUACACAUCCCAAGUUUUGCAAGACAACAAAUAUAUCUCGCUGGAUUUUUUCAGCAGUGUAAAAAAGAGAGUCUUGGCUUUGAACAUUUCUCUCUGUGUGAAUAUUUAGCAACAAUUAAGUAUAGGAAUAAAACCAUGAUACUAGUGUCUAUGUGAUACCGUCGUAGAGUGUGGACACAUGUUGUGGAUAUCUUCUUAACUUUACAGUAGAAUAAAUACAGGUUUAAAGCAUUAACUCAGUGUUUUUCUACAAGCUUCUUAUUGUCACCAGAGGAAUAAGAUGCAUUAAACUUAUCUCCACACAAUACUGUUCAUGGCAUCUGUUUAUUGUUAGUUUUUGUCUUUUUGUUGAUUUGUUGGCAUUUGAAAAAAUAAAGAACUUUAUCUCAUUCAUUCAUUCAUUAAAGGAGGAAUCAGGUUGU
Chelmon rostratus (copperband butterflyfish) is the source of this 2339-nucleotide messenger RNA. RefSeq lists its product as uncharacterized. The coding region runs from base 413 to 1543 and encodes 376 amino acids. The transcript is spliced from 3 exons. The record is from RefSeq and is a predicted model, not a curated record. NCBI's taxonomy places the organism in Eukaryota, Metazoa, Chordata, Actinopteri, Chaetodontiformes, Chaetodontidae.